Musa acuminata AAA Group (dessert banana) is the source of this 996-nucleotide messenger RNA. RefSeq names its product probable phospholipid hydroperoxide glutathione peroxidase (gene GPX). The record is from RefSeq and is a predicted model, not a curated record. NCBI's taxonomy places the organism in Eukaryota, Viridiplantae, Streptophyta, Magnoliopsida, Zingiberales, Musaceae. Gene Ontology annotation, molecular function: glutathione peroxidase activity. Gene Ontology annotation, biological process: response to oxidative stress. Gene Ontology annotation, cellular component: cytosol. The transcript is spliced from 6 exons. The coding region runs from base 62 to 799 and encodes 245 amino acids.
CUCCGUCGUCCCCCAAAGUAGGGUACUGCAUAAAAGGGCCGGCCCAGCUCGCUGCUGUCCCAUGCUCGGUUCCGCUCGCGUCGCCCUCUCUCGCCUUAUCUCUCCCAGAAACACUAGCUUUUCCGUCUCCCUCCGCCUCGCCAAACCCCUCUCGUUCUUCACCCUGAAGGCUUUACCGGCCCCUGCAAAGUUCCUUGCUUUCGAUUCUCGGGAUCUCCGCAGAGCCUUCGUCCCCUGCUCCUUCUUGCUGCCCUCGCCGGCGUCGCCUCUGCUCUCUAGAUCCGCCUCUGACAUGGCUUCCUCCAAGUCUGCAGCAUCCAUCCAUGACUUCACCGUCAAGGAUGCCAUGGGAAAGGAUGUGGAUCUCAGCAUGUACAAGGGGAAGGUUUUGCUGAUUGUUAAUGUGGCAUCUCAAUGUGGGUUGACAAACUCAAAUUAUACGGAGCUCAGUCAGCUGUAUGAGAAGUACAAGGGCAAAGAUUUCGAAAUUUUGGCUUUUCCAUGCAAUCAGUUUGGGGGGCAGGAACCAGGAAGUAAUGAGGAGAUUGUUGAAUUUGCUUGCACUCGUUUUAAAGCUGAGUAUCCAAUCUUUGACAAGGUUGAUGUAAAUGGCAACAAUGCUGCACCUGUCUACAAAUUCCUUAAAUCCAGCAAAGGUAGCAUCCUUGGGGAUGGCAUCAAGUGGAACUUCGCCAAGUUCUUGAUUGACAAAGAUGGUCAUGUGGUGGACCGCUAUGCUCCCACCACAUCCCCUCUGAGCAUCGAGAAGGACAUCAAGAAGCUCUUAGGCGAAGCCUAAAUCGUGGGUACUUCGUUCAGCUUCCAUAGAAAUGUUGCUAAAGGCAGCAUAUAUCCUUGAAGUCUUAAUAGUAGACCUGCAUUUGUGUGACAGUCCUACAUAUGUAUUUUGGGCUUAUGCUAGAAGUUUCAUGGUGGAUUUCUGCACUUUGUUGAUUCAGUAAGGUUUAAAAGUAUCUACUGAACAAUUAUUGCCUA